Leptinotarsa decemlineata (Colorado potato beetle) is the source of this 891-nucleotide messenger RNA. RefSeq names its product synaptic functional regulator FMR1 (gene Fmr1). Lineage: Eukaryota; Metazoa; Arthropoda; Insecta; Coleoptera; Chrysomelidae. Gene Ontology annotation, cellular component: neuron projection; nucleus; cytoplasmic stress granule. Gene Ontology annotation, molecular function: mRNA 3'-UTR binding; translation regulator activity. Gene Ontology annotation, biological process: regulation of translation at presynapse, modulating synaptic transmission; mRNA transport; positive regulation of long-term neuronal synaptic plasticity. The record is from RefSeq and is a predicted model, not a curated record.
AUGUAUAAGUAUAUUCAGAUGAUGAAAGGAGACUUUUACGUAUUAGAAUAUGUAGGAUGGGACACAACAUAUACAGAGAUAGUUAGCAAUGAUCGACUUCGAAUCAAAAACAGUAAUCCACCAAUAGAAAGAAAUAUGUUUCACAAAUUCGAAAUAGAAGUUCCCGAAGAGGUCCGUGAAUAUGCGAAGAUAGAGAACGCACAUAAGGAAUUUCAAAAAGCUAUAGGGGCUGGAUAUAUUACCUACAAUGCAGAAAAAUGUGUUCUUGUAGUAAUAUCCAGGUGUGAAUCAAGUCGUAGACGUGCCUCCUUACUACAGGAUAUGCAUUUCAGAAAUCUUUCACAAAAAGUGCUCUUAUUAAAACGAACAGAAGAGGCAGCCCGUCAACUAGAAAGUACCAAACUGGCUACUAUAGGAGGAUUUUCUGACGAGUUCAUUGUGAGAGAAGAUUUAAUGGGUUUAGCAAUUGGUGCACACGGUGCAAAUAUUCAGCAAGCUAGAAAAGUUGAAGGAAUAACAAACAUUGAAUUAGAAGAAAACUCUUGUACUUUUAAAAUUUAUGGAGAAACUAAUGAAGCUGUUCGGAAAGCAAGGUCAAUGUUAGAAUAUAGCGAAGAAUCUCUUCAAGUUCCGAGAGGGUUAGUUGGGAAAGUUAUUGGUAAAAAUGGAAGAAUUAUACAAGAAAUCGUUGAUAAAAGUGGGGUGGUCCGGGUGAAGAUUGAAGGUGAUAAUGAACCACAACCGACAAUUCCACGUGAAGAAGGGCAGGUACCUUUUGUAUUUGUUGGGACAGUGGAAAGUAUAUCAAACGCCAAAGUGCUUCUCCAAUAUCAUUUGGCACACCUCAAGACUUCAUCCAAAUCAACGCAGAAAUGACGUCACCGACAUUUC